UUGCCAGCUCACAGACACCACACACAUACACAUACACAUCCAGCCUGUAAGGGUGAAAUGAAGAUCCUUGAUGAGGCUCCUGGGAGUGAGACAGACAGAGCGAGCGACCAAGAGCGAGGAGAUCGAUACGAGACAUCCCAUUAUCAGAGUCCACUCCUUUCUGAUCCAUGGAAACCAUGCAGGCAGACCCGUGCAGUUGUCAAAGAGUGGUCGAUGCAGCUGAGGUGCUGUCUCGGAGCAGUGUGUGGGAUGCAGUGGUACAGCUAUGCUGCUCUGGGUAUUAUAAUGGCCUUCCUCAGCUUUCUCAUGGACCUGAGUGUAGCAAAACUGCUGAGAGCCCACCAGUGGCUUUAUCUGAAGCUGGAGGGCAACAGCCUGCUGCAGUUUGUCUGUUGGACUCUUUACCCAGCAUGCCUCUGUGCUGUCGCGUCAUCAUUUUCCCACAACAUCUGUCCCUUUUCCACAGGCUCAGGGAUACCAGAGGUGCGAACUAUGCUGGCUGGAAUAGAAAUGCCUCAUUACUUGUCUCUCACUAAUAUGUUUACCAAGUUCGUUGGUCUUAUCUGUACACUGUCAGCCGGCAGCACAGUGUUUCUGGGGAAAGUGGGUCCAUUUGUGCAUCUUUCCACCAUGGUGGGAGCUUAUCUGAGCAAACUCUGCGCUCGUGUACAAGACAGGAACAAGGACAAAGAAGCAGGAGAAAUGCUGGUUGUAGCUGCUGCAGUCGGCGUAGCCAGCUGCUUCAGAGCUCCAGUCAGUGGUGUGCUGUUCAGUGUGGAGGUGAUGUGUUCUCACUUUGCCUUGAGUCAUUACGUCCCUUGUUUCUUCUCUGCUGCCUGUGGAACUCUGACCUUUGGCCUCUUCACAGUGUGGAGUGGAGACAGAGAGACUCUUCAAGCAUUGUUUAAAACUAAUUUCCCCACUGCUUUACCCUUUUACCCACUGGAGAUUGUGCUGUUUGGUUUCCUUGGGCUGCUGUGUGGAGCCGUGAGCCGCUGCUACCUCUUCUGCCAUCAGUGGAUGCUGCAAUUUACCAAAACAAACUCAGUCCUAGUGAAAAUGCUGACGACAGAGAAAGCUCUGUACUCAGGCAUGGUGGCGUUCCUCUUGGCAUCUGUGACAUUUCCUCACUUUGCUGGUCAACACAUGGCUUCUCAGUACACCAUGAAGCAGCUCCUCACCUCUUUGUUGGACAGCAGGCCGUGGAGCUCUCACUUCCAUAAUGCCUCUGAGCAACUGGAGCCCGAGCCUCUGUCAGAGUGGAGCACAUCAGGGAACUCUGUCUUCUUGUCUCUGGCUGUCUUUCUGCUCAUGAAGAUGUGGAUGUUGGUGCUCGCCUGCACUCUGCCUGUUCCAGCUGGAUACUUCAUGCCUGUCUUUGUCUACGGAGCAGCUUUGGGCCGUUUGCAUGGAGAAGGAGUCGCUUAUUUGUUUUCCACUGCAGUGACUUCAGACUGGCACUGGGCUUCCAUAAAUCCUGGAGGCUACGCACUGGCUGGUGCAGCGGCGUUAUCUGGAGCUGUGACACACACCUUGUCUCCUGCUCUGCUGGCGAUGGAGCUGACCGGUCAGUUCAGUCAUGCUGUUCCAGUUCUCCUGGCCACUCUCCUGGCCAACGCCCUGGCUCGCUCCCAGCAGCGGCCAUCUUUCUAUGACGCCCUCUCCAUCAGUAAGAGGCUCCCUCACCUGCCAUCACUGAAGAAAGCAUGUCCUCUGCUUCCGUCCACAGCGGUUGGACAACAUUUGGGAGUGAAAUUGGUGCAGCUUCAGAAAGCAGCCGGUCCAGCAGAGAUUCAACAUGCUGUCAACACCAGCAGUGAAACACAAUUCCCUGUGGUGGACUCACACGUGUCGCAGAUUUUUCUGGGGUUUGUGCUUCGAUCAGAGCUGCUGAUUCUCCUGCGUCACUCAAAGACUGAGCCUCUGGAGAAACAUCUAGAUGAAGUCUGCUGCAUUCACCCGGCCUCUGUCCUGGUAUCACCUCACAGCACAGUCCAGGAGGUCCACAGUUUACUGAGUGUUGUUGGAGCACAGACGUUAUAUGUGACAGAUAGAGGAAGGCUGGUCGGGACACUCACAUGGUCAGAGAUGAAGAGAAUAUUAGAAGACUUGGCCAAAGAAAUCUAAGAAGUGACACGGGAAAUCUCUUCAAAUCCAAAUCCAUCUCCAUCCAAUUAUCCUGUAACAAAUGCUCCAGCUCUGAUAAUGAUGUCACAUCUGCAUCAAACAAUUGCACACAAACACAACUGUCAUUAACUGCAGUCUCUUAUCUUAUCUGAGGUUAAUGUCUAUUUCAUUAAAUGGAGAUUGGACGUGUGUCUCAGUCCGCAGACAGCACGUGGUAAAGCAGCUUCUGACGAUGAAAAGAAAAGGACCGCAUCAUAACACACCACUUAACAUGAUAAUUACUGACUGUUGUGUUUCACUGAUCUUUCAUCUCUUCUUAUUCUUUGUUUUACUGUUAGAACAAAGCAGACUUUAUGUUAAUAUAUUCAUAUUUUAAAGACUUAAA
This is a messenger RNA of Solea senegalensis (Senegalese sole), 2512 nucleotides long. RefSeq names its product chloride channel K (gene clcnk). Gene Ontology annotation, molecular function: voltage-gated chloride channel activity. Gene Ontology annotation, cellular component: membrane. The record is from RefSeq and is a predicted model, not a curated record. Gene Ontology annotation, biological process: chloride transport; transmembrane transport. The coding region runs from base 58 to 2127 and encodes 689 amino acids. NCBI's taxonomy places the organism in Eukaryota, Metazoa, Chordata, Actinopteri, Pleuronectiformes, Soleidae. The transcript is spliced from 20 exons.